Lytechinus variegatus (green sea urchin) is the source of this 1593-nucleotide messenger RNA. Its product is annotated as RNA-binding protein 7-like. The record is from RefSeq and is a predicted model, not a curated record. The transcript has 3 exons. Gene Ontology annotation, biological process: regulation of alternative mRNA splicing, via spliceosome. Lineage: Eukaryota; Metazoa; Echinodermata; Echinoidea; Temnopleuroida; Toxopneustidae. The coding region runs from base 107 to 1153 and encodes 348 amino acids. Gene Ontology annotation, molecular function: single-stranded RNA binding. Gene Ontology annotation, cellular component: nucleus.
GUUUCAUAAUCUUGUACUCCGGACUCGCGUUCGCAGAGUUUAGUUUUUUUUUAAUUUUGCCGCUGGUCUUUUCCUUUUUUGGCCUUAUAGCCUUGCCAAUUCCGAAAUGACUGAACAGGCUGAUAGAACAUUAUGGGUUGGGAAUCUUGAUCCAAGGGUAACGGAAGAAAUACUAUUUGAGCUGUUUUUACAGGCUGGCCCACUCCAGGAUGUCAACAUUGCAAAGGACAAGGAAGGAAACCAGAAGAGUUUUGCCUUUGUGAAAUUCAAGCAUGAUGUAUCAGUACCAUACUCAAUGCAACUCAUGGGGGGACUUUCACUCUUCAACCGUGCUCUUCGACUUCAGUUCCGCAGCGGCAGCAAGCACCAAUCCACGCCCCAGCACUUGAUCCCAGCCACGCCUCCCAUGCAGAGUCCAGGAUACCGUGGCAAUGGCGGUGGGGGCGGGAAUGGGCUGCUUGGGACUCCUCCCAUGCAGGGCGGGGCAGGUGGUAGGCUGCCACCCCCCAUUCACCGGUCUGCUUCAGCACCAGGUGGUGUGGCUAGGAUGGGGCAGGGCUUUCAAGGUGGGUCUGUCCCGCUGAUGGCAACGCAUCUUUCUACAGGAUCACCUAUGGGACUUCCAGGCAACAUGCAGUCCAUGCAAGGAAUGGGUCUCCCACCAGGAACACCAUUUUCUCAAGGAGCUGCAAUGCAAGGCUUACCAUUAUCAAAUAGAAAAGAUCAAAGCCCUUCGCACCAACCAUCAUCACCUCAAAACAACUAUGAGACGCCUGACAGAAGAGGUUCUGAUAACCGCGGCCCUCCACCUCGUAACCCCGACCGAUAUGCAGACAACCAAGGAAGGUCCGAUAGGGAUUACAGUCCACGUUUUGAUAACGAUGGAAGUCGCGAUUUCAAUCGGCAGCGGAGUUAUGGACGCAAUGAUGGCUCAGAUUAUCGUGGAAGGGACAGUUCGUUGGACCAAAGAUCCAGAGAUAGGGGGCGGUACUCUGAGGAUUGUAGGGUGUCCGAUCUCGAUGGACGCAGAGGUGGAAGUUAUGAGCAGGACAGGCAGGAGAGGUAUCGAGAUCGGUCAAGCGGAAGGAACGAUUCCAGGAGAGGUUAUGAUGAUGGAAAUUCCUACCGAAGGAAUUAUCAUUCAGGGAGAUAACUCUUGCCCUUUUUAAAAUCAUUUUUAGACAUUAGCCUGAAUUCUCAAAGGUGUAAAUGUAUCCAUGAUUUGAAAACAUGGUUUCAUGCAAAUUUCAUGCAUUUAUCAUGUUAAAGUCAGUGCAUGUAUUGACAAAGAGUCCAUAUGCAUAUUUUUAUCACAGUGCGCUAAAUUGACAGUUGUUGCUAAGAUAUUACAGCAUAAAUAAACCAACUGUUUUGUCUUAGUGAUUCCAUGUUUUAUAUCAGUGUACAUACAUGUAUAUAUAUUCAGCCCACUUAACCUUAGUCACAGGCUUGCAUUUAGCAUGCUGUGAUGAAAAUAAACGUUCAUCUCAAUAUAUAUAUGUAUAUGUACUGAAUUCAGCACAACAUGCAUGUAAUCUGCAUAACCCAUGCAUUGUUUUCAAACAACUGAUUCAAAACAACAUUUAUGAAUCU